This is a messenger RNA of [Torrubiella] hemipterigena, 1248 nucleotides long. The record is from the annotation of a GenBank genome assembly. NCBI's taxonomy places the organism in Eukaryota, Fungi, Ascomycota, Sordariomycetes, Hypocreales, Clavicipitaceae.
AUGGAGAGUAAAGCAGUGGCGUACAAACUCAUCCACGAUGUGUCUCUGUCUUGUGCGGAAUCACACAGUCCAUCGGCACCAGCGACAUUUUCGCCUUUCACCCGCCUGCCGCCAGAAUUAAGACACAGAAUAUGGAUGGAGUGCAUGUCCGCGCCGCGCUUCCUCCGCAUCAUCCUCCACGACGACGUCUCGCAGGCAGCCCACCUCUACAACGCCACGAAUCAGCUGGGAUAUACAAUCAGCAGAUACCCUUACUUCACAGUAGUGGAAGAGACAUCGGGCCAUUCCUCUCCUCAGAUGCUUAAUGGCGUGAGCCGCGAAGCACAGCUCCUCUACCGCCAAGCAUAUCGGGUUCGCUUUCCUAUUCGCGUAAAAGGCUCAGAUGGUGUAAUUAGGACCAAGACCAUUUCUCUAACACCAGAAAAGACUAUUUUAUGGGUUGAAACAGCCCGAGCAGAUUGUAACGGGCCAGCAAUACUUCAUUUUUUGCACGAUCUCCUUGCUUAUGACCCGAAAGGUGUUGGUGUUGUUCACUUGGCUAUUAGCAGAUUCAUGGAUAUACAGUCCCUGGCUCAGAUAGACCCCGAAUCUCUACCAUUGCCAGUCCACACUUCUCUUAUCAAGCUUCUUUCCAGCAGCAUUCAAUCAUUCUAUUCUGUCAUGGUAUGCGAUAGAGAACUCCGCUGCACCCUUGGGCAGAUGACUUGCCCGCGUGCGAAAUUUCACCGCAGCCUUUCCGUGCCAAUUUUCUGCCAAUCGGGCGUCUACAGGUCCUUAUCUCGGGAUUACCGAGAUAUUAAGCGUGAUUUGGAACACGUCGCGUUCCCACUGGACCCGCGGAUGGUGGUCUUCCAGUGGAACAUGCUCAAGGCUAAAUUUGGCCAGCAAGACAAAUGCAUAUAUCUAGGAUACAUCCUGUGCUGCGUCGCAGAUAAUAUUCACUUAAAACCUGCAUGCUCACACCGCCAACAGCUGUUGGACGAGCUAGCUACUGAGGACCAACACUGGGGCGAAUGGUCGCAAAUAUUGAAUCAAGACAUCUGGGGCGAGCGGCUGACACGGGACGAAUAUACGGCUCGCCAACACUCGUUGCCGCAGGUAUCGGGCGUUUGGGUUUUUGCACAAGACGCCAUGGGCCAUAUUCCCGAUGUGGCUGAAAUGAAAUACGCAACCGCCGAUGAAUGGGAGUUUAAGAUGGUCAAGGAUCUAUCCGGUUUUCAACCAGAGCUCUGGGUGUUUGAGCUAUAA